UAGUUCUUCACAAUGUCGAAUAGCAUAGCGUUCGACAGUACUCUAAAUCCUCUGGAAGAAGCCAGAUUACUCAAAAAGUAUCAAGAUUUCGCCAGGCAAAUCACAAAGAAAGUCCACUUCUCACUCAACGAAGUAGAAGCCCUCAUAAUCAUGUACUACAAAAUCCAGAAGAACGGUGACUACGAUCCAGAAGGAAUCACCAAGGAAGAAUUCAGGGACGUCCUCCAUAAGGCUUUGGACAUGACAGACGUUCGUUGUCAUGAAAACAAAGCCAAAAUGGAUAUCAGCACGACACUUUGUCAGAAUUGUCAAAAUAUCCAAAUGGAUGACUAUUUCCAAAUCUAAAGAAAAAAUCUGCUAGUUUUUUUCCUACUCGGGUAUGCACCUUUAGGCCAUCAUUGAUGUCGUUUUAUCGAGAACGAAGUCAUCUGGGAAUGGAAAUCAAUAGUUCUUCACAAUGUCGAAUAGCAUAGCGUUCGACAGUACUCUAAAUCCUCUGGAAGAAGCUAGAUUACUCAAAAAGUAUCAAGAUUUCGCCAGGCAAAUCACAAAGAAAGUCCACUUCUCACUCAACGAAGUUGAAGCCCUCAUAAUCAUGUACUACAAAAUCCAGAAGAACGGUGACUACGAUCCAGAAGGAAUCACCAAGGAAGAAUUCAGGGACGUCCUCCAUAAGGCUUUGGACAUGACAGACGUUCGUUGUCAUGAAAACAAAGCCAAAAUGGAUAUCAGCACGACACUUUGUCAGAAUUGUCAAAAUAUCCAAAUGGAUGACUAUUUCCAAAUCUAAAGAAAAAAUCUGCUAGUUUUUUUCCUACUCGGGUAUGCACCUUUAGGCCAUCAUUGAUGUCGUUUUAUCGAGAACGAAGUCAUCUGGGAAUGGAAAUCAAUAGUUCUUCACAAUGUCGAAUAGCAUAGCGUUCGACAGUACUCUAAAUCCUCUGGAAGAAGCUAGAUUACUCAAAAAGUAUCAAGAUUUCGCCAGGCAAAUCGCAAAGAAAGUCCACUUCUCACUCAACGAAGUUGAAGCCCUCAUAAUCAUGUACUACAAAAUCCAGAAGAACGGUGACUACGAUCCAGAAGGAAUCACCAAGGAAGAAUUCAGGGACGUCCUCCAUAAGGCUUUGGAUAUGACAGACGACCGCAUCAUGAACAUAGUGGUCACCGCCUUGGACACCAAAGCUAGGGACUAUAUCGGCAGAGAGACGUGGAUCAAUGCGCUGUCAUUGCUCCUGCGGGGAACGUUAGAAGAAAAACUCCAGUUUUGCUUCUCGGUAUACGACUACAGAGGGGCAGGCGUCUUAGGAAAGGAGGCGAUUUUCAACAUCCUCAAAUACUCUUUGCUGAGCAGCGCAGGGGAGAGCGAUGCCGAAGAGUCGGUUAGAGAUCUCGUCGACGUCAUUUUGAAGAAAUUGGACGUGGACAGGGACGGAAAGAUUUCCUUCAACGACUACAAGACUGCCGUCCUCAAGGAUCCCGGUUGGCUGGAGUUCUUGGGACCCUGCUUGCCAGAUAGGAGUGCGAUCAGCACGUUUUUGAACACGAUGACGAGGCAGUUGAAGAGAACAUUUUGAAAGUUUUUUCAGGGUGGUUGUUUAUAUUUU
This is a messenger RNA of Phaedon cochleariae (mustard beetle), 1604 nucleotides long. Lineage: Eukaryota; Metazoa; Arthropoda; Insecta; Coleoptera; Chrysomelidae. The record is from the annotation of a GenBank genome assembly.